AUGUUGAUUUUUGUAUUUUCGGUCAUCAUGUUUGGUGUUCAGGCUAAUUCACUUUGCUCGGAUUAUUGUAAUUGUAGUAGCUUAAAAGUAAGUGAAUCGGCCAAUGCUAACCUUAGCGCAGAUAUAAAACAGUUUUUGUCAGAUUUUCCGGAUAUAAAUCUAAGUUUUGUGCACCCUUAUACAGUAGUGAUAAAAACUAGUGACAAUUCGUUAAAUUCUAGUGGAAAUUAUUCGUUUAGUUGGGUUAAAACUCUUGUUCUCAGCCAGAACAAUCUUACUAGUGUCCCGGGGAUAGUUUGCGACUUUAGUACUGUGCAGAACUUGGAUCUAUCAAACAAUGAGCUAGCAAAUUUCGAUUCAGACUGUUCUAGGACUUUAAAAUUGUUAAAUCUUAGUUCGAACUUUAUUUCCACCCUAAACGAUACUAGUUUUUCAAAUUCAAAAGACUUAUAUACUUUAGAUAUUUCCAAUAACUUUUUAUCUGCAGUGCCAAGUUUAAAUUUGCCAAACUUGCAAUAUUUGAAUCUAAGUUCCAAUAGAAUCAUUGCCCUAACUGCUGAAGUUUUUGUUAGUUUGAAACUACUGCAAUAUUUGGACGUCUCUCGUAACUGUCUCGGUAGAAUAGCGACAAGUGAACUGACAAAUUUGAUGACUUUAAUAAUGGCGGGUAACGUCGAUUUGGCGAACACGCGAGAUAUCUUUUUCUUGGGUCGCAAAAUUCAGACCCUAGACGCCUCCCGAACAGGACUUCAACAGGUGCCAGCGAUUUUAAUCCACUCCAUUCGCCACUUGACUCUUAGGGUCAACUUCAUUCGGACAAUCAACGGCGGGGAUCUCGACUCGUAUCCCUUAUUGAACUCGCUGGACGUCAGUUCCAACGUCAUAAAGUUUAUAGAAGAAGACGCUCUGGGGAGACUCGAUUUUUUGUCCUUCCUUUAUCUCGCCGACAAUCAACUCGUGGAAAUCCCGAGAAGGCUACCUGAAAAACUCAAACUUCUCAACUUGGGUAUUAACAAGAUUGGAAUCAUAAGAAAAAAGGAUUUUCAAGGCUUGGGAACUCUAGAAACGCUCUUUUUAAACGACAAUAACAUUACUGUAAUAAAUGAAGGGGCUUUUACAGACUUAUUAUCGCUAAAAAGCUUGGAUUUAUCCAGCAAUCCUAUAAUUAAUCUCCCUCCAGGUAUUUUCACCGGUCCCUUAUCUCUGAGGACGUUAAGACUAUCUUUUAUAAAAACCCCAAUGGGUUUAGAAGAAGACUUUCCCCUUUCUGUGCCAGAACAAGUCGUGCAGCUUAACUUAUCUUCCAGUCCGGGAUUAGUACAUCAAUUUUUAGCCGACACAGCCACCCUAAUGGCAUCAAAACGGCUGCAGGAAUUAGAUGUGACAUCUGCGAAUUUGGAAUUUGUCCGACAAGAUUUACAGUUCUUUCUACCCCAACUCAAAGUGCUCUAUAUAAGAGGCAAUAAAUUAAACGAUACCCUAGUUAAUUGGGUAAAAUCCUGGAUCUGUGAACAGGACGUCGACGCGCCAAGGUUAGAGCAUAAUUUUGAGUUUGUCAUCCAAAACACGUCAGAGGGCUCUGUGGAGAAUAAGAGACUGUCCGGAACUGGGUUAAUGAGGCAGAAUGCCAAUGGAGAUGCAAAGAAGUCUCUAGAGGCUUCUACCGGUGAGAUCUCGAUGUACAAGAGCGAGAAAAGAAGCCAUUUCUUUCACACAAUUCUUCUAAUCACUUCCACUGCUGUUAUAGUGUUUUUUAUCAGUGUUUUCUCCAUUUUGAGGCUUUUUAAAAUAAGAAGAUCGUACGUUGAGGAUAUAGAAGCAACUGCUUUGCCUACUAUUUCGGAUAUUUGGUGA
Messenger RNA from Diabrotica balteata, 1854 nucleotides. Lineage: Eukaryota; Metazoa; Arthropoda; Insecta; Coleoptera; Chrysomelidae. The record is from the annotation of a GenBank genome assembly.